This is a messenger RNA of Morone saxatilis (striped sea-bass), 1975 nucleotides long. Its product is annotated as platelet-derived growth factor subunit A-like. Gene Ontology annotation, biological process: positive regulation of phosphatidylinositol 3-kinase/protein kinase B signal transduction; positive regulation of MAP kinase activity; positive regulation of cell population proliferation. The transcript has 6 exons. NCBI's taxonomy places the organism in Eukaryota, Metazoa, Chordata, Actinopteri, Moronidae. Bases 750 to 1265 code for a protein of 171 amino acids. The record is from RefSeq and is a predicted model, not a curated record. Gene Ontology annotation, molecular function: platelet-derived growth factor receptor binding; growth factor activity. Gene Ontology annotation, cellular component: membrane.
UCGACUUCAUUCACCCCGGAGUUCACACGACUGACGUGAACUGACAUCAAACUCCUCUGAGCUGCAGAGUGGAGAGUUUCUUUUCUGGUUUCGUUGAUGCCGUUUGCCCUUUCCUCCGCGGCUUCAGGACAGAACUGGUUAUUUCUGGAAGUUUCAAUUUAAAAAGAUUUAACCAAUUGAAAUGAUUUGCCUAUAUAACGUGCCAAGCUGCUCCACCGCUGCAAGACGCACAAAUGUGUGAUUUUGAAGGGAUUACACUGAGGACAAAGUGAUGGAUAUGGCCGGAUGUGUGAAUGUAAAAGAGAGGUUUUUUUUCCUUUGGACACCUGUUCUUUUGAUGAGCUGCUGAACAUCAACUUGACCUCAGUUAGGUUUGAUUGUUUGAUGCUUCAAUCUACUGGACAAAAGGCUGUGCAACUGUGAGCGUCCUCCUGCAACUCGGACUUACACUUGUGCUUUGCGUUCGUUUUAACAUUAUUUUGGAAAUCAGCUCCUCUCUUAACUACAGUGGCAUACGCCGAAUGCAGGAGCAGAACAAUCUCGGCUCUAUCAUUUAAUCGCUGUUCAUUCCGGAGUUUAAACAUCACCUCAAGUUUUAGGGUCUCUGGCUCGCUCUUUCAUUGAGGUCGUGGGGGUGGCCAGUUCUCCCGAGGGAUGUUUCUGGGCUCCCGAGAACAGGGAGCGAGAACCCGGCUCCUGCAGUGGACCUUCGCCUCAUCCUGGUGCCUAUGCAGCGGAUCUGAGAGGAGAUGAGAGCUGCGCUGUACCACCUCCUCGCCGGUUGCCUCUGCCUGUUACGCACCGCUGCUGAGGAGUCCCCUCUCCCCCGGGAGCUGCUGGAGCGCCUCUCCCGCAGCGAGAUCCGCAGCAUCAGCGACCUCCAGCGGCUGCUAGAGAUAGACUCCGUAGAUAACGAGGUGAUCGAGGAGACCAAACACAGCUACCACAAGGACUUCUCUCACAGCUUCCCCGACCUGAAGAGAGCACACACACAAACUAGACACAGGAGGAGCACUGUGGUGGAAGAGGCCUUGCCGGCGGUGUGCAAGGUGCGGACAGCGAUCUAUGAGAUCCCCCGGAGCCAAGUGGAUCCCACCUCAGCCAACUUCAUCAUUUGGCCGCCCUGCGUCGAGGUGAAACGCUGCACUGGCUGCUGCAACACCAGCAACAUGAGAUGCCAGGCAUCACGCAAGCACCAUCGCAUGGUCAAGGUGGCAAAGGUAGAGUACGUGCGGAGGCGGACGAAGCUGGGGAGGUACAGGUGAGGCUUGGAGGAUCACCUGGAGUGCAUGUGCACCAACAAACGCCACCAGUCAGCCCAAACUCAGACACAGACAAUGGCAUCAGGUGAAGAGAGAUGGACAGAUGGAGGAGAGGAAGAGGAGGACAAGGAUGAGCACCUUCAGCCUCUGACUUCUCCACCUCCACCAUCUCCUGCCAUCAAGUGACUGAAAGGUUUGACGGAGUUUAUGUUGACCAGUGACCUUUGGAACAUUUAAUGGAUGAUAACUGACUCAUAUGGACCUCAGCUGUACUCUGAAAGAUACGUACAAAAACUGCGACCAACAAACUGCCAGACACGAAACGAACCAACGGUCUGAUGGUGUCCUCGCCGUGAUUCCUCGAUGGAGAAAAGAAGCGAUUAGGUGAUGAAAGUGCAGAACACUGGCAGAGGGAUCGAAGGACUUAUCCUCUGCAUCUUGUUCCCUCUCCAGACCUUAAACCGUUCAGCAUCUCGGAUUAUGAACUGGGUGGAAUCCUUUCUAGAAACAGAGACUGGGAUUAGGUUUUUGUACUCCAAGAUUUACUCUUCCUCAGCAGAACACACACAUGCACAUAUAUCCUCUUAUUUUUAUAACCUCUCAUUUUCUAUCACUGUUUCUACUUCUGGUAUGUUAUCCACAUUAAGAAUGGAGAGGAAAAAAUCCUCCUGACAUGUUACUGAUACUAAUAAACUAUUUAUAUGAAAAGAAAG